AUGAGUUAUGGUGUGGUGCUAAGUACGGCAAGACUCACUGGCGAUGCCGGCGAAACAUCUGGGAAUGUACCACGUUCACAGUCCGACUUUGGAAAUGAUCAUGCACACAAUGGACUCCAGAGAAGUCACUUCGCCACAAAACUGUCGGAGACACCAGUUCAUUCAGCUACUUCUGAUUCCAAACAAGUUCUUAUGCUGGAUGCUCAUGUGCGACGACUCUCCUCCCCAAUCGGGAAUGAUGAUAGUCACAAAGGCCUCCAGGCGACCGCCUCAGAUACGGAAACUGACCACAGUGAUAGUAGCACCAGCAAUACCAGCAGCAGUAGCAUUGGCGAUAAUGGCACGAGCACAAGCACUGGCGAGACCGGAGAUGAGGCCAUACCCUGUCCAGGAGGUGCUGGCUCGGCCGCUGCAAGAAACCGUUCUCAUAUACCAAAGGCUGAUUGCCGUCAUAGCAAAGCAGCUAAUCCCGAUCCAGCCGAUAAUGCCUCAGCGCGCUCCAUAGAGCUACAUUUUGGGCCUACAAUGACAGGUUCCAGACAAGAAAAACCUGACUUCCUCUCUUUUCUCGUGAGCCAGCCAGUUAUCGUCGAUCCUUCUUUGUCAGGGAAGACCGUCGUCUAUACGAUUGGCAGCGAGCAUUCAGCCGUCUUGAAUUCCAACCGCGAUGGCCAUUCAGUCCGACACAGUGGCUGUGGUAAGGCCAGCAAAAACCACACAUCUGGUCGCUCGCUAGAAUAUGGCUUUAACAGUAAAUCUAAUGGCACUUGUCAACAAGCUAUCGUCACCUCAAGUCCCUCGGCCCUACCUGACCAUAUGCAUCUACCUCAAGUCGGCCGAAGUCCUUCGCCUUCGAACUCUAUACCUGUCUUCCCCAGACAAAUCUCGCCCUCGAUUUAUCGUCAUUUGCCCCGUAAAGAUGCUGAGACCAGUCUUAAAAAAACUGGAAGGACAGCUAACGAACUGGCUAAAAUGGAUUCUUCCGCUGGCCUAGCAACCGGCGAAGCCAGUGAGUUCGAGCGUUUUGCUAUCCGCAAGCGAGAGCGCCGCCAACGUAGGCGGCUAGCCAAACAGCGGCGACGACGUGGUAUUGCCGAACCAGUCCCAUACAAAGCAGCCGUCAACUCAGUUUCGAAUCAUGCUACUAAUGCUACUGAUCCCUCCACCGCUGCCUUUAAUGCGCCUUCUCCUGUAGUCACUACAGUUCCUCCUGCUACGGUAGUCGCUUCUUCUACUACUGUUGCAGUUGCUACGGCAGCUACAGCGGAAGCGGAGGCUAAUCGUGAGUAA
This is a messenger RNA of Protopolystoma xenopodis, 1290 nucleotides long. The record is from the annotation of a GenBank genome assembly. NCBI's taxonomy places the organism in Eukaryota, Metazoa, Platyhelminthes, Monogenea, Polystomatidea, Polystomatidae.